GUUCAAAUUGUUAAAUUUUUUAAAGAAUAUGGAGGAAAAGGAUAUUUUGUUGGAAGUCUAUCCGGAAAAGCAAGUCUCUAUUGAUAUGAGUGAUGGUCUUCUUAAAGAGAUUUACAUUUUAUGUUACGGAAAUUAAAAAUAAAAUCGAAAUGAAAUCAGUGUUUUUCUGAAAAGUAAACUCCCAUAAAAAAACUGAUUAAAUUAACAACCUAAAGUGCCUUUGUCGAGAUAAAUAAUGGUAUUAAUCAUUGUUAAGUGUGUAUAUCGAAGAUAAGGCAUCAAAUUAAUGAUAAAUGGUGUAAAUCAGUAGAAAUUAUCGAGACAAAUGAUGAUCCCAGAAAUAAAAGGUUACUUAAACUAAGCUAAAUGAAUUCUAAAACUUAUAUUUUGAAAUACCUUUCAGACGAGGCAAAUUAUUAUUGCGACCUAUGCAGUAUAUUGAUAAACAUUCACGAUAAGGAAAACCAUCUGAAUGGCAACAAACACAAAUACAAACUUCGGAAAAAAGAGUCCAGUAGAAUCCAGUAAUAGAAGCGCAGAAUUUGAAUGCAAAACUUGCGAAACGAAAUUUACCAACGAUGAAUUUUACAAAAUUCAUAUGGGAAGUAAAACGCAUAGGAGGAAUUGUCGGAAAAAGGGAAUUAAGUUUAAUGUAGGGCGUAAAAGGGAUUUUGGUUACGGAGUAAAGGACGAUGGCGAUGGCCACUUUAAACCAACUCCAAGACGAGCUCCAUUGCAAAAAACUUUUAGCCUUGAACAUUAUGCAGAACCUACAUAUUACAAAAGCGUUAAGGAGAAAUACCGUUCGACUGAUAUCAAAAAUCACGAAGAAAAAUUACAAGUUUAUGUAAAUUCUUUGUUGGCCUAUUGGGGAGUGGCUCUGGCAACCAAUCCCAACGUUGAAGAUUUCAAAUUCAGCGUCGAUAACAAAGAUUGGGGCAAAUUUGGUGACGUAGUUCUGGAAAUUAACUACGUUACGACCCCUGGCGAAAAACCUAUCAAAAACAUUUACGCUAUCAGCCUGAAGUACAUAUCAAACAACGCUAAACAAAUCGAUGACAUAAACAAAGGGAAAUUUAACUUCUCCAAGUUGAUUGCGGAGACGCUUGGAUUUGAAUCACCUAAAAGCAACGAAAUAAUUAAAUACGUCAUUUUCACCACUGCAGAACCUUCUCCUAAUUUCCAGCCUAAGCUUCGCCUAAAAGUAGACGCUUUUCAUCAGAAAAACAGCCAUUCUGACUGCAACGCAGACUAUAUUGACAUAUCCGGUAGAAGCCUGCAUAAAAACGAUAUUAUCAAUACAGUUGACGAAAAGGAAAAUGCUUUUUUAUUAUUUUCGACUGAUAAAACUCACCCGCUACCAAAAGUUUAUUUGUAUGCUGGUCAAAAGAAAGUCAAGCGCUUUGGAAUGGACAUAGACGAGAAAAUAUCAAAGCUGUUUGUCCACAAUCACAUCGAAAUUCAUCAAGCUAUCAUCGAUUUUAUAACAGACUGGAAUGACGAUCUCCUCGGUGGUUCCUACAAAAUGAACAAAGAAGACAUUUUGGUUAAAUUGGGAGAUCUACUCUUGACACCUUUUGCCACAAAAGCCGAAGUGAUGAUGGAUUAUCAUCAGAAUUUUAACGCUUGGAACCUGGCGGUCAACUCGGUUGACGUUACUAUCCUUCGACCACAUCCCUUUAUCUUACACAACGUUUGUAGACCAAUUAAUUUAAAAUUAGAACAACUUUACCAACUCAAAAUCGAUCCUAAUCCAAAAGAAGUAAGGGUACCUGACGACAAGUUGCUGGACCUUGAUAAAGCCUUAGCUAUGUAUUUGUUUGAGGAAACGAUUGGUAUAGACUUUGAACACGUGCCUUUAGACGUAGUAUACAGGGCGUUUUGGAAAGCUGGCCUUAUACCCCUUAUUCUCCACGCUGAGCAAAACGACGACCAAGAGUUUAUAAUGCAAGUUAUUACGGUACUAAAAGGCCUAGGACUAACACGUAAAUACAUGCUAAAAAUGCCAGAUGCGAAUAUAGAGAAUCUUACAAAAACUUAUAAAUAUCUUACCUGUUUCGUAAACUUGGACGAUGUCAUUCAAAAAUUUCCCAAAGGUCUUCUGAGUGAGUUAAAAAUAGGGAUAUCAGAGGAGUAUUCUUUAGACUUGUCUGUUAUACAAGAAAACGAUAAAUAUUUCUCUAAAAAAAUCACACCCAAUGAAUAUUUUGAUCUAACUUUAGGCAAAUAUUCUUUUAAAGAAUGUUUUGAUGUACAAUCUGAAAAAGAACCAGAAUGGAAACUUGUUUUAAAUGAUGAACUGAUAGAACACCUGAAACAGCAAAUUGGACUUCAGGAAGAUUAUUUUCAUGAAAGGGAAAAUGGCUGGAUCCGUGGUAUUAAUCCGGAAUUACUUUGAAAGGUUAAAGUUAAUAAAAAAGCAAUAUUUAUAUUCAACGUUUAUAAAAUUAUAACUGCCUUUUUUGUCAGUCUUACAGGUAUAUGUAAACACAGCACAAGUAUUAAAAAAACAUCAACUUACAUAAAAUGAACAAGGAUAUAUAAAGUAUUUUAUAAGUACUUGUAAUAGUUAUAGUCUAGAAAUUUUUUUUUCUUACUAAGAAAAUAAACUUUGGUAAAAUUGGGAGAUCUACUCUUGACACCUUUUGCCACAAAAGCCGAAGUGAUGAUGGAUUAUCAUCAGAAUUUUAACGUUUGGAACCUAGCGGUCAACUCGGUUGACGUUACUAUUCUUCGACCACAUCCCUUUAUCUUACACAACGUUUGUAGACCAAUUAAUUUAAAAUUAGAACAACUUUACCAACUCAAAAUCGAUCCUAAUCCAAAAGAAGUAAGGGUACCUGACGAUAAGUUGCUGGACCUUGAUAAAGCCUUAGCUAUGUAUUUGUUUGAGGAAACGAUUGGUAUAGACUUUGAACACGUGCCUUUAGACGUAAUAUACAGGGCGUUUUGGAAAGCUGGCCUUAUACCCCUUAUUCUCCACGCUGAGCAAAACGACGACCAAGAGUUUAUACUGCAAGUUAUUACGGUACUAAAAGGCCUAGGACUAACACGUAAAUAUAUGCUAAAAAUGCCAGAUGCGAAUAUAGAGAAUCUUACAAAAACUUAUAAAUCUUACCUGUUUCGUUAACUUGGACGAC
This is a messenger RNA of Sitophilus oryzae (rice weevil), 3140 nucleotides long. RefSeq lists its product as uncharacterized. Lineage: Eukaryota; Metazoa; Arthropoda; Insecta; Coleoptera; Curculionidae. The transcript has 6 exons. Gene Ontology annotation, molecular function: nucleic acid binding; zinc ion binding. The record is from RefSeq and is a predicted model, not a curated record. Bases 473 to 2398 code for a protein of 641 amino acids.